AUGGUUGUUAAUCAACAAUUAUUUUUAUUAGCAGAAAAUACAGAAUUUAAUAAUUUUUUAAUAGAACUCGAACUUGUUACAGACUUCUAUUUUGGUCAAAAGCUUUUAGGAAUUAUGACUAACAAUGCCACUAAUAUGCUAGUAAUGGGGUGUAUUCUAAGAGAAAAAAUUAAUAGUGAAUUUGGUAAUCAAACUGUACAGCAUUUUUACUAUGGUGUACAUGUUCUCAAUAUUGUUGUCGAAGAAGAAAUAAAAUCAAUUAGUAUAGAAAUUUCUAAAGCACAGAAGUUUUCUAUGAAGCUUCGAAACUCUUCAUUACUUAUUUAUAAAUUAAAAAAAAAUUUUGAAAUGAAAAAUAUACCAUUUUUAAUGCCUGAAACUAAUAUCAAUAUAAAAUGA
Cetraspora pellucida is the source of this 399-nucleotide messenger RNA. NCBI's taxonomy places the organism in Eukaryota, Fungi, Glomeromycota, Glomeromycetes, Diversisporales, Gigasporaceae. The record is from the annotation of a GenBank genome assembly.